AGUGACUUCUUUUAUUUGCAGCGAUAAUGAUACCUACUGGAAUUCCACUGAUGUGCUUGAUUCGCCGCUCAUAAGUGUGAACAAAUCUUUUUAUAUGUUUUCUCGGCAAUGAAAUUGAUUGUUGAUGCGUCAAUGCAGACGUGGGGACCAUAUGUCUAAAUUAUGGCGAGACGAGCGAGCGAAAGCCGGUUUUUCGAAAAUCGAUUGCGAGAAUAUUCCACGCGAAACGAAGAUAAUGUUCUGAGAGAUGGAACCCUGACUCCUCAAGUGCUGAACGAAAUUCACCAGCUCGGAUCUCAAUUUAUGGCCGAAUGGCAGCAGAAAUCUGCGAGCGGACAUGGGCUGGAAGGUGAAUGCGUUUACACUGGCAUUGGUGGAGCCGCUUUGCUUCACUAUUUUUUGUUCAUGAAAAACAAGGAUCCAACCGCACUGGACAAAGCCGUAGCAGCUGUGAAUGUCUGCUUGCCGCAUUUGAAGUUUAAAGAUCCGUCCUUUCUUUGCGGGGAUGCCGGGGUUCUGGCAGUUGGUGCAGCUGCGUAUUGCAAAAGCGGGAAUCUGGAAAUGGCCGACAAACUGUACAAGCAGUUGGAAUCAUUUUCCGGAAUCGUUCUCAGCCCGGAUUCCAAAGUCCCCGAUGAGCUUCUUUACGGGCGUGCGGGAUUUCUCUACUCGUUGCUCUUUCUUAAGAAAGAAUGUCCCGGGGAAAUCACUGUGAGUGAUGCCUUGAUAAGGGAAACUUGUGGAGCGAUCAUCAAGUCCGGGGAAAACUGGAGCGCAAGGAUUCGAUUCCCUGCGCCAUUGUACUACGAAUGGUACAGUGAAGCAUAUCUGGGUGCUGCCCACGGAUUCGCAGGCAUUCUGUUCAUGCUCCUCAACGCUGUCAGUUAUCUAAACGCGGAAGAUCUUGAGAAAAAAGUCCGAGUGACAAUCGAUCAUUUACGGAAC
Molecule: messenger RNA, 945 nt
Organism: Notodromas monacha
Lineage: Eukaryota; Metazoa; Arthropoda; Ostracoda; Podocopida; Cyprididae
Source: the annotation of a GenBank genome assembly